Messenger RNA from Octopus sinensis (East Asian common octopus), 2509 nucleotides. RefSeq names its product solute carrier family 2, facilitated glucose transporter member 3-like. Gene Ontology annotation, molecular function: hexose transmembrane transporter activity. The record is from RefSeq and is a predicted model, not a curated record. The coding region runs from base 268 to 2112 and encodes 614 amino acids. Gene Ontology annotation, cellular component: membrane. NCBI's taxonomy places the organism in Eukaryota, Metazoa, Mollusca, Cephalopoda, Octopoda, Octopodidae. Gene Ontology annotation, biological process: monosaccharide transmembrane transport. The transcript is spliced from 13 exons.
CACGGUCUGCAUGUGUAUGUGCAAAUGCAUGCGUGCGUCCGUGUGUGCAUGUGCUCGGCGUCGGCUCUGAGGAGAGCAUAUGGUUGUUCCUUCGCUUAAUUCCAGCAUCAUCCUCACGCGAGUAUUAGAUCCUCAUCAGUAAACAGCAACAACAAGAACAUCCCUCAUCAUCAUCAUCACCAUCAUCAACAACAACAACCACCACCACUACUACUACUACUAACUACUUCUACAUUAAGCACAGCACUAAUUCGAAGAAGCAGCAAGAUGGAAGAAGAGGGACGACCAAAGAGUCAGGAGGAGCCGAAAAGAGAGUCAAAGGAAGAACCAAAGGAAGAGGUAAAGGAAGAGUCAAAGAAGGAGCCAAAGGAAGAGUCAAAGGAAGAGACAAAGGAAAAGCCAAAGGAAGAGUCAAAGGGAGAGUCAAAGGAAGAGUCAAAGAAAGAGUCAAAGGGAGAAUCAAAGGAAGAGUCAAAGAAAGAGUCAAAGGAAGAGCCAAAAGAAGAGCCAAAGGAAGAGUCGAAGGAAGGGCUGAAGGAACAGGAAAAUAAUUCAAAUAAACCCAAUCAAGACGUUGAAAAUUUUGAAUUGUCUAAAAUGGAGAAAAAGUCAUCAGGUUUGACCCCCUAUCUUGCGUUUUGUACGUUUGUGGCUGUAUUUGGUAAUUCCCUCCUCUAUGGGUAUAACAUUGGAGUGAUCAACACUCCGGCUGAGAUUAUAAUGGACUUUUACAAUGAGACGUAUGCGGAGAGAAGCGAUAGUGCUCCAUCAAAGGAGUUUAUAACUAUGCAGUGGUCCCUCACUGUAUCACUGUUUGUUGCGUUUGGCAUGAUUGGAUCUUUUGUAUCAGGAAUGAUGGCUGAUCGAUUUGGGAGGAAGAAAAGUAUGUUGUUAAUUACGGUAAUUAUGUUUCUGGCUGCCAUUACUGGUGGAAUCACGAAAACUGCUAAGGCUCCAGAAUGUCUUAUGAUAUCCAGAAUGUUAGUUGGUCUUCACAGUGGUGUCAAUAUUGGUCUGGCAUCACUGUAUCUUGCUGAGAUUGCACCAAAAGAAAUCCGUGGUGCUGUUGGAACAUGUCACCAGUUGGCCAUCACUAUUGGCAUUUUGCUAGCCCAAAUUCUGGGUCUAGAGGAGCUUAUGGGAACUCCUGACCUCUGGCCAAUGCUGUUUGCUUUUGUGGCAUUCCCCACUUUGGUCACUUUAGUUCUGUUGCCAUUCUGUCCCGAAAGUCCGCGCUAUUUGGCCGUCAAGAAGCAGCAAAUACCAGAAGCUGAAGCAGCUCUUCGUAAACUGCGAGGUGUUUCCGAUGUUAGCGACGAGGUCGAGGAAAUGAGACUGGAAGCUAGCAAAUCGGUUGAGAAACCUUUUAAGGUCAAAGAACUCUUGGUUUCGCCAGUCCACCGAAUCCCCAUUUUGGUUGCUUGUUUGAUGAUGGUUUUUCAACAAUGGUCUGGGAUUAAUGCAGUAUUUGCAUACUCCCAAUUUAUCUUUACCCAAGCUCAGUUGGAUCAGAAAGCCAUUCCUUAUGCUAUUGUUGGGACUGGAGUGACAAAUGUCUUUGCUACCAUCAUUGUGAUACCAUUGAUGGAGAAACUCGGCCGACGUCCCCUGUUGCUUUCUCCAACUGCUAUAAUGGCCCUAGCUAUGCUUAUACUUUCAAUAUUUCUGAAUAUACAAGAAGGUUACGAAGAUGAAAAAGCUCCAAGCUGGAUGGGUUACGUCAGUAUCAUCAUUAUGUUAGUCUAUAUCAUUGGCUUUGCUGUUGGCCUGGGUCCUAUUCCGUUCAAUAUUGUGUCUGAGUUGUUCACACAAGGACCUCGUGCUGCUGCAAUGUCCAUGUCAUUGGUGUUUAACUGGGUUACAAACUUCAUCCUCCUGCUGACUUUUCCCUUCUUACAGCUAUCUAUGGGCCCUUACACAUUCAUAUUGUUCAUUGUCGUCCUUAUUGUCGCCGUGUUCUUCAUUUUCUUCUUCGUCCCGGAGACGAAAGGCAAGACUUUCGAAGAAAUCCAGCGCAUCCUGGCCGCAGGGAAAGUAUGGAAGAAACAUACACCUCUGCCGGCAGAUGAAGUUGUUGGGGAGAACGUACCUAUGGACACAACCAAAGUAUAACACAGAGAAGAAAGAAGUGGAUGAUGAGGAGGAGGAGCAGGAGCAGGAGAAGAAUACACACAUCUCCACCAUCACACACGCACACACUCGCGUCUUUGUUUUUAUGUUCUGUAGGUUAUGAAUAAUAAUAACAGCAUCAACAUUAGCAGCAGGAGCUGAAAGGUCAUUAAAUAAAGGAGGGAGGGAGGGGGGAGGAGAUGGAGUAGGUUACUUUCGAAUGUGUUCGUGCAUGCAUGCAUGUGUGAGAGUGUGUAUGUGAGGUUUCCUGUGAGAGUGAAACAUCUUUUCACCAACCACCCAGUUGUUGCUUUCUAUAGCAAACCAUCUCUCUCUCACUCCCUCUCUACAUAUAUAUAUACACACACACACAUAUAUGUGCACAUAUAUAAGCAUAAAA